This is a messenger RNA of Fusarium vanettenii 77-13-4, 276 nucleotides long. RefSeq lists its product as uncharacterized. The annotation marks the transcript as partial. The record is from RefSeq and is a predicted model, not a curated record. The transcript has 2 exons. Lineage: Eukaryota; Fungi; Ascomycota; Sordariomycetes; Hypocreales; Nectriaceae.
GAAUGGAUCGUGCUUAUUCCCGAUAUCGAAGGCUCAUUGGAGACAAGGAUGAAGGUACGAGAAACACACAUCAAAGAGAUGAUUAAACAUAUCGACUCUGGGCUAUAUCAGAUGGGAGGAGGUACACUGAAAGGGGAUCAAGUUGGUGGAAGCGCAAUUAUUGCUCGUGCGAAGACUGAAGCCGACGUCAUGGAAGUCCUCAAGGCCGAUAUUUACACAAGGAGCGGUGUUUGGGACCUCGAUAAAACGCAAAUGAUUCCCGUGAGUACUAAAUUC